CGAUAAAAGGGUCUUUUUCGUGGAGCCUACGAAUCUGAACGCGAAUUUCCAAAGUCCGAAGGAUGCCGCCUACACAGUCAGCAGGCUGACUGACCACUAUCCACCAAUGACGGCACGAGCCACGCAGGAGCUGGCGUCACCCACUCCACUUCCCGCUGAAAGAAGAUCACUUAUCUCCAUACCCCCUCGACAUAUUGUUCACCACGUUAUUGAGUCUCCUCCUAUCAUCGACUUUAAGGAGAGAAGCAUCGCCUUGCUUCUGACUUGCAUUUUUUGCGUCAAUCUUGAUUUCCUUCCAUCACCAUGUUUGUGCGCUCCGUCUUGCUGGGUGGCGCCGCCGCUCUUAGCGCCAGCGCGAUGCUGGUCGUCCCCGAGAUGGAACCUAAAGUCGAUAUUAUUGAAGAUGGAUUUGUGAACGUCCACCCGAUGCUUUUGGAGGAUGUUCAUCAUGCGAUUGUUGACCUCCCCUGCUCUGAAUGUCCUCUGCGUGAAACCAACAGCGAAGGCGUUGUUAGCUGGACGGAGGGCAAACCAUCAUCUUUGACCCUUGAUUUCUCGAUUGAAGACAACCUCCUGCUGGCCAACGGCCGCCAAAUAUUCCCGCCGGCCCCGCCCAUUCCAAUUCUUGCUGUGCAACAAAAUGAAGAGGGAGAGGACUCCGCCCCCAUGCCUGUUGGAUAUGCGCUUGAGAUCAUGCCGAUGGCCGCACCAUCUGAUGAGCCGGGAUACGAACUCCUGGAUAUUCGAUUCACUGUUCUCGACCUGGAAAGCCACCCGGUCCCUGUCGAUACCGUUGCAAUCACCGUUCUACAGGAUCCCAACGGCGAGCUCUUCAUCGUUCGGACCGAUAUCGAGAACACUGCCCCUGCCUCCGACCGCCUGUCCUGGAAGGAGUGCCAUGGCAAGGCCAAAUGCCUGCAGGAACUUUUGGUCUCUCGCAUUCGGGGCCUCUUGGCUGGCGCCAAGGCUCGUGUGAUGGGCAUGGCCAAAGCCGGCCGCAAGAGCUGCCAUGGCAAACACAAGGGCAAGGCAAUGGGCCACCACGAAGAAGACCAUGACGGUAUGCCCUUCCCUCCCCCACCUCCUUUUGAGGGAGAGGACUCUGGCCGUGAAAAGUUUGGCCCUGGUGGUCACCAUGGCCACGCCCAUGGCUCCGCUCGCCCUCACCAUCACCACCCACACCACGGCGCUUUCGCCCGCACUUUCUCUCGCAUUGUGCACUUCAUUGUUGUCCCCGCUAUCCUGGGUGUCCUGGCUGGAUUGACUGCUAGUGCUAUUGGCAUGUUGGUCGGCCAGGCUGUGGUUUUCCUCUGGCAACGCUACCGCGGGACCACUCCUUCAGAGCACAAGGCCGCCUGGGAAGAUGGCGAGGCCUGUGAAAAGCAGGGCCUCAUGACCAUCCCUCGUCCCUCCGAGGAGGUCCUCCCUGAAUACACCGAACCUUCUGAGGUCCGAGAAUCACUCGAUAAGAACUAA
Molecule: messenger RNA, 1476 nt
Organism: Penicillium crustosum
Lineage: Eukaryota; Fungi; Ascomycota; Eurotiomycetes; Eurotiales; Aspergillaceae
Exons: 2
Coding region: 304-1476 (390 amino acids)
Source: RefSeq, a predicted model, not a curated record